Messenger RNA from Oncorhynchus mykiss (rainbow trout), 9404 nucleotides. Its product is annotated as arf-GAP with GTPase, ANK repeat and PH domain-containing protein 1. NCBI's taxonomy places the organism in Eukaryota, Metazoa, Chordata, Actinopteri, Salmoniformes, Salmonidae. The record is from RefSeq and is a predicted model, not a curated record. Gene Ontology annotation, biological process: activation of GTPase activity; negative regulation of neuron apoptotic process. Gene Ontology annotation, molecular function: GTPase activator activity; GTP binding; GTPase activity. Gene Ontology annotation, cellular component: nucleus.
GCUACCCUCCUGUCUGUUCCUCUCUCUCCUCUCUACGCAUCCCCUCCCUUUUCUGUGCCCAAAGAUUUAUGACCCAUUCAGUUUGUUUUCAAACCACCUUAUUUAUUUGUCGGUUAUAUCCUUCCCCACACAUACUCUCCUGUUCAUUUUUCUCCUAUUCCUAUUCCUACUCCUACUCUUUUUUUCUCUUUCCUCCCUCGCUCUCUCCUUUCAUUCAUCCCUGUGACGUCUGAUGCAUCCAGUUCAUCAUCGCCCUCUCCCUCUUUCCUGAGAGGCAGGAUGGGAGGGGACAGAAGGAGAGAGAGAGAGUGGGAACUGCCCGGAGAUUGCCUGAAAAAGAGAGCAGGAGAGAGAGAGAGCAAGUGAUGGGUAGGAGGAGGCAGAGGUUUUUCUCCUCUUUGUUUUGUCUGAUCCGACACGAGCCACAGAACGUGUGGGCUUGACCAAGGAAAGGCAUCUCUCCCAUGACGCUUCACCCUCAGCCUUUCCCUCUGUCUGUCUGCCUGCCUGGAGCUGAGGCUGGAGCUGGACUAGUUGUUGGCUAACGGAGAGGCUAGUGGCCCUGAGAAGAGCUGGAGGAGGAAAGGAGGAGGGGCUGAGCUGAGCCAGUGGGCUCGCUCUCUGCCUCACAGACACGUUUUAUUGACUUGCUAAUUGCCUGAGACACUCGGAGGAGAGGAUGCAGUGAGGGAAGGGAGGGAAGGAACCUACUGUACAUAAGAGUAUUACAGGCAGAGGAACAGAAACAGGACUGUGUUCUGCCUAUCUGGCCACCAUCUCUGCUUCUCUUUGCUGGGGGAACUAAAACAGAUGUUUGCAGCCUGCCUUUCAUUGAUCCACAAUACGUACAUACGUGAUUCAUGCAUGACAUUAGUGUGUCUUUGCCUCGUAUGCAGUCGGAAGGAGACUACCCACCCACCACACGCUUUUGUGACACGUGAAUGAUUUCCAUAUUUAUGUUUUUUCUUGUAUUUACCGUAAAUGUUUUUCCUCUGCUGGGUCAGCUAAAGCGGUUGUUUGCUGUGUUGCCUGCUAUGUCUGGUUUGGCUUUACCACGGUACAUACCCUUUGGUGUCUGUGACGGUGCAAAUUAAAAAUAGAAACAUAUUUGUUAACCAAUCAAAUAUAAUGGGAAUAAGAAAAUAUGAAGAUUCUGAAGCGUACAAUGGAUAUUCUUCAAUGGAAAUGAAGAAAUGAUCUGAGAAGCUUACAGACUGAAGACUGGCUUGAGGCAGUUCAUCUUGUGUGCUUUUGUGGAGUGGGGAGCUACAUAGUACAGUCUUGGUGGGCAAAUGGACCAAGCUCAUUUGUUGGCUCUAUCAUAAUUCCAGGAUACCCAGUCUCAAACAUCAAGAUCGUGGAAAGCAAUCUCAGAUCCCUGGCUUUGGGCUGUAGAUGAAUCUUGCGUAUGGAGAGAGGGAGGGAACGAGAAAGGGAGGAUUGUGAAUGAACCCGUGGAGCAGUCCAGUGGCAGCAGUCUUUACAGAUCAGCAAAGAGGAGCUGAAGAGACGAUUACAGGAAGGAUUCAAAUAAAAACUAGUCUAGACUUAAUUCAGUAAUUUAGCCUUGUUAAAAGUAUGCUCCAUUAUUUCAAGAUACCUUAGAGUGAUUCUCUGUCUCGCUUGUGCUGACUCUUGAGUUUUCACGUCAUGGGUUCAGAAGCCUGAAGAAGCAAUCCAGGAAGACUCCAACCACCUCUUGACAAAGUUACCAUUCACCCACAUCAGACGUAUCCAUACGCCAGGCAGUUUGACAGUACCAUCUGACUGGUGUCUGGCCUGGCUAUUGUCUCCGUGGUGAAGCCUCCGGCUGUGGGUUGCUAUGCCGGUUCCCUGUGGGUCUGUCUGGGUCACAGCGAGGGUGCUGCCACUCCGCUGAGGUUGGUCUGCCUGUCUUCCAGCCUGCCGCCCCCAUGAGCCACGCGGGCACCCUACAGAGACGCACCACCUACCUCAUCUCCCUUACCCUGGUCAAGGUCGAGGCCGUGGGGGGUGAUGGAGUUUCCAUCGGGCCCCAGCCACAACGGACCCUUGCUCUGGGGAGAGCAGGAGUGGAGGGCCCAGAGGAUGAGGAGCUGAGCAGGACCACUGAGGAUGAGGGAGGACAUGCAUGUGCCGAGAUGAAGGGAGAGGGGAACACAGAGAUGGAGGAAGAGGAGCAGGAGUACGUUAGCUUUGGGGGACCUGUACAGGAGCGGGAGAAGCCUGAGAUAAAGGAGCGAGAGAGUCGUGGUCCAGGCUCCUCAAAAGAUGUCACGUUGGAGACUAAGAGCAAGGAGUCUCCCCUCUUACCGAAGAAUGUGAAAGACCAAGUGAAAGGACUUGCAGGGGUGUCAGAUGUCCCCUCAGUGGGAGGGCUGAGGAGAGAGGGAACCCGCCCUAAAACAGAGCUCUAUAGGGAGCCACCCAUGCUGUUCCCAAGGUGCGAGGAAGGGAUGGGCGACGCAAGCAACACCCUCUCCCGGGGCAGCAUGCCCAUCACCGUACCGCCCAGGCUCACCCAGAGACCCGAGGUCCUGAUGAGGUCACAUGCCGGGGGCGGGGCUGUAAGCCGGCGGGAAUUGAGGGAAGCCAAUCAGAGUAUGCCUCCAUCCGCCAAGAGUCUGGACCGCAAAGACAACCGCAUAGGGGACCGGUCUCCCAUGACAGCUGCUGUGGCCUCUCUGGGACCAUACCGGGCGUCCUGGGCGGACAGUGAUGGCAGGUCCACCCUCCUUCGCCAGGGAGCCCCUGUAGGGGGGAGGUUUACAGACGUGGUGACCAGGGAAAGCCCCAGAGGGGACAGGCUGAAGACAGGCUCAACCUCCCUGCCAGCCCAACCCACGCCUCAAAUAUCCAAGCCGCCGAGGAAGGGCAAGAGCCGCACUCUGGACAACAGUGACCUGCACUCCCUCUCUGAGGACCUGAAGAAGGGGAAGGACAGCCAGAGUCAGGGGGGUAACACCCAGCGUCCCCCCGCCCGUGACCGCAAGAUGCUCAAGUUCAUCAGCGGCAUCUUCACAAAAAGUACGCCUGCGCCUCCCUGCUCCAACACAGCGCCCCCUAUCUACACGCCCAUUCAGAGGGGUUCUAGUGAGGAGGAAGCGGCUUGCGGUAACAGUCAAGAAUGGACCUUCAGUCGAACCGUCCAAGAGCUCCGUCUGGGGGUGUUGGGAGGUCUCCGCAGUGGGAAGUCAGCCCUGGUCCACAGACACAUGAGCGGCAGCUACCAGCCCCUGGAGAACCCAGAAGGGGGCAGGUAUAAGAAGGAGGUACUUGUUGAUGGCAACAGUCACAUUUUGCUGAUCAGGGAGGAGACAGGACCCCCGGAUGCACAGAUGGCUAGCUGGGUGGACGGGGUCAUCCUGGUCUUCAGUCUGGAGAAUGAGGCCAGUUUCCAGGAAGUGUACAGGAACUACAGCGAGCUUGGCAUCCACCGCAACAUCGCUGAGAUCCCCUUCAUAGUGGUAGGAACCCAGGAUAAAAUCACCAGCACCAACCCUCGGGUGAUAGAGGAUGCCAGGGCUAGACAGCUGUGUUCAGAUGUCAGGCGCUGUACCUACUACGAGACCUGCGCUACCUAUGGUCUCAAUGUCAACCGCGUCUUCACCGAGGCUGCCCAGAAGAUCAUGGCAGUGAAGAAGCAGGCAGCUCUACUGGCCUCCUGUAAAUCCCUGCCCAACUCCCCCAGUCACUCUGGAGGCUCUACCCCAGUGUCAGGAGUCUUCCCUGGUCAGGCCAGUAAUGGUGGUCAGAGCAGUGACUACUCGUCCUCUCUGCCCUCCACCCCAGUGAUCAGUCAUAAGGAGAUCGGUGGGGCAGCAGGGGGGGAGAGGCUGGGCAGCGCCACCCCAGGGUCUGUCCGCAGUGCCCCUCGGCGACGCACCGGCUCCCGCUUCACGGGCCGUAGGGGCAGUGACUCGGAGAGGAGGAGUACAGACGGUAAGAUAGGAGACCUGGGUAGUGGACGCUCCAUCCCCAUCAAACAGAGCAUCCUGCUGAAGCGCAGUGGGAACUCCCUCAACAAGGAAUGGAAGAAGAAAUACGUCACGCUGUCCAACAACGGCAUGCUCUCUUAUCACUCCAGCGUCAACGACUACAUGCAGAAUGUCCAUGGGAAAGAGAUGGACCUGCUGAGGGUGACUGUGAAGGUGCCAGGGAAACGCCCGCCCCGUGCUGGUGCCGUCCCUUCCUGUGGUCCUCCGCCCGGCCUCAACGGCCUGGUCAAAGACGUCCAGGGGCCUGAGGGGGCCAGCGCGGUCCCUGGUAGUGGUAGUAACCUCCUGCCCGUAGAAGAGGGGGCGGGAGGAGGGUUGUCUCCUGGGGGGAACAGAGGGGUGCAGCGCUGCCCCUCUACUCUCUCUAACAAGCCCCAAAGCAUGGACUCUGCCAUCGAGGGGGUGUCCAGACCCUCCUCCUAUAAAGAUACAGGCCCAGCCUCCCCAAUGGUUGACAGGAAGAAGCAUCGCAGGAAGAAGAGCAUGAACCAGAAAGGAGACGUAGCCAUUGGCCAAGCAGAUGCAAAGCGCAAAAUGUGGAAACUAAAAAGCUUUGGUAGCUUAAGAAACAUAAACAAGACAGACGAGGAUAACUUUGACUUUCUGAUCGUGUCGAGCACGGGCCAGACGUGGCACUUCGAGGCCCAGAGUGUGGAGGAGAGGGACUCCUGGGUGACGGCCAUCGAGAGCCAGAUCCUGGCCAGCCUGCAGCUGUGUGAGAGCAGCAAGAACAAGGCUCGUAAGAACAGCCAGAGUGAAGCUGUGGCACUGCAGGCUAUCCGUAACGCCAAGGGCAACAGUCUCUGUGUGGACUGUGAAGCACCUAACCCAACAUGGGCCAGUCUGAACCUGGGGGCUCUGAUCUGCAUUGAGUGUUCAGGAAUCCACAGGAACCUGGGCACCCACCUGUCCCGUGUCCGCUCUCUGGACCUGGACGACCUGCCCAGAGAACUCACCCUGGUGUUGGGUGCCAUCGGCAACCACCUGGCCAACAGCAUCUGGGAGGGACGUACGCUGGGCCGCAGAAAACCCACGCCCGACGCCACACGAGAGGAGCGGGAGUCAUGGAUCCGAGCCAAGUACGAGCAGAGGUUGUUUGUGGCUCCGCUGGCCCUGCCCUCCUCCAGUCAGGGGUUAGAGGUCAACACGCUGUCAGCCAGUCUGCUGGCGGCCGUGAUGGAGAGGGACCUCCCCCGCCUGCUCCUUCUCCUUGCCCAUAGCACCAAGGAUGACAUCAAUGCCCCCCUUCCCUCAGGGGGUCACCUCUCUCCACCCCCCCCUGCUGCCUCCCCCAGCCCUCCCCUGGAGGGCUCCCUCCGGCCGCCUUGCUCUGCGCUGCACGCCGCCUGCCAGCUCGCCGACGUGGUCAUGACCCAGCUGCUGGUCUGGUAUGGCAGUGAUGUGAGGUGUCGGGACGCCCAGGGGCAGACGGCCGUCACGUUGGCACGUUAUGCUGGCAGUCAGGAGUGUGCCGACAUCCUCCUGCAGUAUGGCUGCCCCAACGAGCCCGCACCUUCGGUUGCCACAACACCAAGCCUUUCUGUUGCCACAACACCAAGCCUCUCGGUCGCCACGACACCCAGCCUUUCCCGCAAGAGCAGCGCAGGCAGCCUCAGCCGCAGCAGCUCCAGAAGAGCAGUGUCUUAAUGUGAGGGGGGUAGAAAACGUGUGUGUGUGUGUGUGUGUGUGUGUAAGAGAGAGAGGGUGUAUGUGUAAGAGAGAGGGGGGAUAUGUGUGUGUAAGAGAGAGUGGGGAUAUGUGUGUGGGUGGAUGUGUGCGUCAGUGUGUGUUAGAAUGCCCGUGUGUGUGUGAGAGGUUGUGUGGGUGGUGCAUGUGUGUUUGUAACCAUAUGUAUGCCAGGGUGGCUCUAGUUGAAGGGGGAGGCUGUGUCCUCACAGUGUCCUCUAAAAAGGAACCCAUGAAGUCACACCAGGAUGUAGUCACAGACCAAAAGGACUGAAUGGACAAGCAGCUAAUACUGUCACCACCGUAAAGCCAGAAGGCAGAGCUCACUCUUACCUGGCUCUGUGUGUGUGUGUGUGUGUGUGUGUGUGUGUGUGUGUGUGUGUGUGUGUGUGUGUGUGUGUGUGUGUGUGUGUGUGUGUGUGUGUGAGAGAGGGACUGCUCUACUCAGUGGCUACCUUGUCCCCACUAUGACGCUGAUGAUCCACUCUUCCAGGCUCCCCUCACCACCGCUCUAUGGGAACUUUGACCUGUGUGUUACUGCUACACCACCAUCCGUGCCCUGCACCUUAGUAACACACAGACAGAAAGACAAAGGGAUAAUGUAAUGACAAGCGCUGGGGCCAAAAUGGUGGCCCAUGUAUGCUGACUUGGGUUCAUGCCCAAUCACAUCUCUCAAACCACAGGGCUGGGAGAGGAAAAUGAACCAGAGGUACAGAACUGCAAUAAUUGAAUUACCAGUGUGAGACAGUGGAUUUGUAGUUUUUUCUCACCCUACUGUACCUCUAGGUGCUUGGAAUCCCAUGAUAACAGACUACAAUAUGAAAACGGGAAAAUGCUUUCCGUUAUCGAUGGCAGAAAAUGUUUCUCCUGUGCUUCGAUGGUUAGGUGGAGCAGGUUAACUCAAAAUGCAGCUAAAUCAAUGAAGAUGCUACAUUAUGACAAAAUGAGUAUGAGGGGGCUCAUUGAAUCCUCUGAACGGCAUUGUACUUACUCACGCAGAAACGAAACAGUGGAGCCAAGACCAACAACAACUGCCAGUGCUGGAACGAACAUAACCACUGUUAAACCUCAUCACUGUACCACAGUCAAACAAAACGGUCAGUUACUGAACAAUGCUCAGCUGAGGUCAAAUUCAAAAGAAAUACUGUCCGACAGAUAAAGGAUUUGUAUUUUAAGAAUUUAGGUCAAAAUAUUAAUUGUAUAGAAAGACAUAUAUGAAAUUGAUAUUAUUACUUUACUUGUCAUAGUUAUCAAUAUUGAGAAGUACUUCAUGUUCAAGAAUGUUAUUGUAUGUUCUGAAGUUUGUAUGGUAGGUUCUUGUUUGUAAUACACAUGGGUUACUCUUAGCUGUUGAGAGAUUCAAAACUGUGACAGAUUUGGUGAUUCAUUUUAUUUGGCAGUCCGCUAUCUACAGUCAUGUGAGAAAGUAAGUACGCUCCCUGUGGUCUUUUGUUAUUUGACAUAUUUGGACACAUGGAUAUCGGAGCUAAAUUCCAACCACAUUCAUGGAUAAAGGUGAUCCAAUUUAACAAAUCACACCAAAAAAAAAUUUACUUUGAAAAUGUUAUGCAAUUAAUAUAAACAAAAAUGCAAUUUCUUUAAGCAGAAAAAGUUAGUACACCCCUACCUUUACCAUCACAUAAAAUGGCUAAAAUUAGAACCAAGUGCACCAACAUAGGUGAAAAUCAUUAGAGAGUACAUUGGGAGGGUCCAGCUUUCCAUAAAGAUUAGAAACUGGUUUGGUCUUAACCAUAUGGGUGUUUGAUAAAACAUCAUGCCAAGAUCAAAAGACCUACCUGAGGCCCUCAGAAGAAAGAUUAUUGAUGCCCAUGAGUCUGGGAGGGGUUACAAAUCCAUUUCCAAGCAAUUUGAAGUACAUCAUUCCACUGUCUGACGGCUCAUCUACAAAUGACCAUUGGCAAUCUACCUAGGACAGAUCGUCCCACCAAAAUUAGCCCAAGAGCUGACCGAAAGAUGCUCAUAGAAGUCUCUAAGAACCCCGGGGUAACAUCAAGGGAUCUACAAGCCUCUCUUGCCACAAUCAAUGUCAAAGUGCAUGAGUCAACUGUCAGAAAGAGACCGCACAAACUUGGCCUACAUGGGAGGUCAGGAAGGAAGAAGCCUCUGCUCUCAAAAAAUAAUAUGAAGACACGGCUGACAUUUUCCAGACAACAUCUGGGUGACGACCAAAACUACUGGAACAAUGUGCUCUGGACAGAUGAGUUAAAGGUGGAGUUGUUUGGCCGCAAUGCCAGACGCCAUGUUUGCGGAAAACGGAACACUGCCUUUGAACAGAAGAACCUCAUACCAACUGUAAAGCAUGGAGGCGGUGGCAUUAUGGUUUGGGCUGCUUUGCUGCCUUAGGGCCUGGCCAACUUGCCAUCAUUCAACCACGAAUUCCAUAUUGUACCAGAUGAUUCUUGAGGAGAAUGUGAGGCCAAAAAGCUGAAGCUGAACCGAACAUGCAUCUUGCAACAGGACAAUGAUCCAAAACACACAAGCAAAGCUAUAACAGAAUGGCUCAAAAAUAAGAAAUUAAGGGUUAUGGAAUUUCCCCACAGCAUCCUGUCGAAAUGCUGUGGGGGAACUUGAAGCUGGCCGUGCUUGCAAGAAAGCCUGCGAACAUGACAGUUGAAGUAGUACUGUAAAGAAGAGUGGGCAGAAAUUCCUCCCUGUCGAUGUAAGAGACUAAUAGAUAGUUACAAGAAACGGCUACAUUAAGUUAUUUCAUCUAAAGGGGGCAACACAGCUAUUGAAGCUAGGGGUGUACUUAUUUUUUUCCGCACUAUGGAGUUACAUUUCUGUACAUUUUUUGAUGAAUAAAUUAUUACAAAGUAUGAUCUUUCAGUGUCAUUUGUUAAAUUAGGUUUCCUUUAUCUGUCAAUUGUGGUGAAGUGAAGAUUACACAUCCAUCUGUCCAAAUAUGUACAACAAAAGACCACUUUCCAGGGAGUGUACUUACUUUUUCACAUGACUGUAUCUCCAUGACAUCACUUUGAGUUCCAAGAUGGAGACUUGUAAUGUGUGUGCAUAAUGUGUGUUUCAGAAAUGAGAAACAUGGAUUUACUGUGUAGUCAUAAUCGAAGAAUAGAGAGAGAGAGAGACCCACUAGUGCAGUUGCUCUAUGUCCUAUUUAAGCUGAACAGUGUUACUGCCAGACGCCGUUUUAGUGUGAAACAAAUGAAAUGCCUUCAGUUUGAUUGAAUGUAUUGCGAUUAUUGGUAAUGUUUUGGUGAACUGCCACACCUCCAAAAGAAGGGUUUCAAAGCCAGAAGUCGCAAACGUCAUUCUGGAUUAUCAUCCCAACUGUACAAAAUGAUCAUUAGUAAGAGAAAUCAUUGGCCUUGUGCUGAGAAUGUUUUGCUAGUGGCCACAUUAGAGACUAUUAUAAUAACACCACAAGGACCAUGUUGCUUGAAUAUUGGGACUUACAAAUCUACUGUAGUGUGAUCAUACCGCUAGUUGUUUUUGAACUGAAAAUGAAAAUCGCCAAUGACUUUGUGUCUGUAAAUAGUGUAAGCUUCUCUUUUUUUAUUUGCAGUGUUUUUCUACUCAUGUACAUGAUUCAUGGCUCAUUCAAGUUAGCUGUCAAUACAAUUACUGUCCAACCUGUGGUGUUUUAUUUAUAGAUUUGGGGGUAUUUCAUAUUUUAAUGUGAAACUUUUAUCUGCUUAAAAAAAGAAGGAAAUAGAAAACAACACCAUACAACAAAGCAACAGAAUAAAAUGUUCAUAAUAUGUU